Benincasa hispida (wax gourd) is the source of this 1395-nucleotide messenger RNA. RefSeq lists its product as uncharacterized. Gene Ontology annotation, molecular function: protein binding. The record is from RefSeq and is a predicted model, not a curated record. NCBI's taxonomy places the organism in Eukaryota, Viridiplantae, Streptophyta, Magnoliopsida, Cucurbitales, Cucurbitaceae.
AUGAAUCAAACCUUGAAUGGAGCUGCAUCUUUGGGACUUAUUGAUUCUUUGUAUUCAAUCAUCGAGGAAGAUGCUUAUAUUUUAGAUCGCAUAGACCAGGUACCCUUUAUAGAUACUCCAUUACACAUCUCUGUAUUAGCUGGACAUGUCCAUUUUUCUCUAGAGAUCAUAAGGUUGAAACCAUCCUUAGCAAAGAAGCUUAACCCAAAGGGGUAUAGCCCUAUCCACAUGGCAUUGCAAAAUGACCAAAUCGAGAUCGUGCUUCGACUUGUCGAUGUCGACCAAGAUCUCAUAAGCAUACAAGGGAGGGAAGGUUUAAGUCCAUUGCACAUUGCAGCUUUGGAAGGAAAAGACGAAGUCUUGGCUAAGUUUUUGGUUUUAUGUCCAAAAUCUAUCAACGUAUUGACUGUUCGUAAGGAAUCUGCUCUUCACAUUGCUGUUAAGAAUGGAAAAAUUGGAUCUUUGAAAAUUUUAUUGGAGUGGACCAGAGAAGCUUGCAUAAGCUCGAUAAUAAAUUGGAGUGACGAGGAAGGAAACAACAUCAUGCAUCUUGCAGCCAUUGGCAAUCAAAUUGAGGUUGACAAUCAAAUUGAGAUGGUGAAACUUCUUCUCACGUACAAUGUAGACAUCAAGUCUAAGAAUUUGAAAGGCUUUUCAGCUGUGGACAUAUUAAGACAAAAUGAAUUUUUAGGAGACAAAGAGUUAGAAGAGAAGCUGGAUGAUGAGCACAAUAUUAUUGUAAAACAACUACGACUUGCAAAGAUAUUGUUGAAGUGGACAUUGUGGUUUAUAAAGAGACUAGCGAUAACAGAUCAUCGUGAGAUUGUAGACAUGUCGAAAGAGGAUCGAAAUGCGAUAUUAGUAGUUUCUGUGCUCAUUGCAACAGCGACUUACCAAGCUGUCUUAUCUCCACCAGACAAAGAGAAAAUUGAAUUAAUUUAUAUGAGCUACAACUGUCGGUACUUUACAUACAUACUUUUCAAAUAUUUCAACACCUUGGCCUUUGUUGCAUCAAUGAUAGAGAUUUGCCUUCAUCUUCCUUCUGGGAUUCGUUACACUCUCCAUUUGGUUCUCCCUCUGGUUAAUUGCUACAUAUUGCUUAUGCUUUUUUGGUUGUCAUGUUAUACUGGAGUUCUUACAACUGGUGCGGUUAUUGUUUUUAUUUUGACCAAAAUCCCAGCACUUCGACAAAAAAUAAGUGGAGAUCUUAACCCAAAGAAGAAGAUCAAACGUUUGGAGGAUGAAGAGAGAAUUGACUGAAAUAAAGUGUGGUCUUUUUUCUUGUCAAGAUCGACCUGUUUGGGUGCGCUUUAAAAGCUUUGUUCAUGGCUUGCUUUAAUUUGUUUCACAUUGUCAUUUGCUAAUGUUUUAUCAUACCAUGUUCACGCUAUGAGC